AUGACAUUUCACUGCAAUAGUUUCUCCGUAACAAGUGAAUUCAGAGAUUGUUUUGACGAAGUUGGUAGCUACUCUUUAAGCGCUGCUAGAACAAUAAUCUCACAACAAAAAUCUUACAAAUAUGUAAAUUUAGAGAAAAAUGUUUCGGCACAAUUUCAAGAAAUUUUACGAUAUAAAUUUUAUUCUCCAUCUAUUGCUCUUCUUGACGUUUCUUGUACUAAUGCAACAAUAGUAUUAGAACAAGCUUCUAAAUUGAAAUAUUUCAACAAAACAUACCAAUGGUUGAUUAUUGAUGAAAAUCUUAAUUCAAACGUUUUGGAAACUUUGAACUCGACAAUGGAAAUUGGUCUUAAUUCACAAAUUUUGUACAUUAACAAAACUGAAUCAAAUUCUUACGAAUUAUAUGAUGUUUACUCUAAAGGAAGGCAUAUCGGAAGUCCAAUGAAUAUUUCAUUUUUUGCUAAAUGGUCUUAUAAGAAAAGAUUAGAAAAGGCUAACGAACUGCAAGAAAUGCGAGAAAUCAUACAUCGGGGUCAAUUUAAUCUGUUAACCUUAAGAGGUGUCAUAGUUAUUGACAAAGAUAAUAUUACGACAAAUGAACAAGUUUUUAAAUUACUUCAAGCUGAAGAUUAUAAAAGUGUGGGUUUGUUUUCAAUGAUAAAAUAUGCUUCAGAAUUAGUCAAAGUUAUAAGUGAUCGUCUUAAUUUUACAAUCGAUUAUCGUGUAACUAGAGGUUGGGCCGGUCGUUUACAAAAUACAUCUUAUCGUUUAGGUUUAAUGGGAGUAGUACAACGUGGUGAAGUUGAUAUUGCUGCCUCACCAAGUUUCUUAAGAAUAAGUCGAAUUAAAGAUCUAGAUUUUUAUCAUCAAAGUUGGAUUUUUGAAGCUGGUUUCAUUUAUGUUUAUUCAAAUUUAGUAAAGCACAAAUCAGGUGGAGGAGAUUUUUUAGCACCAUUUAAUCAUAAUGUUUGGAUUUUUUCAUUAAUAUCUUUUAUAUUCAUAAUUGCAAAAGGAAAUCAAAUGGUUAUCACUGACAGCGUCUUACUUCAAUCAGUUGCUGUAAUUUGUCAACAAGGACUUGAUCCAGCUCCAAAGAAACCUGCAAUAAGAAUUGUCGUGUUCUCUUUAAUAUUAUUUUCUCUAUUAAUGUACAACUAUUAUACUUCUUCAGUAGUCGGAGGCCUAAUAAGUAAUAAUGAUCCCGGUAUUAAAGAUCUUGAAGAACUUGCAAAAAGUCGUUUAACUUUAAUAUUUGAGGAUAUAGGAUAUAAUAAAGUUGUAAUGACGGAGCCGACAAAUCGAUCAAUUGUAAUGAAAAUACGUAAGAAAUUCUUUUCACAAUCAUAUACUUCUUACGAAUUAGAUGGUUACACAACACUCUCAAAAGCAAUUUCUUAUAUACGAGCUGGAACACAUGCUUAUCACUGUGAAUUUAUACCACAUUAUGAUGAAAUUGCUAAAAUAUUUGAUCCAAAUGAAAUUUGUAAUCUACGAACUAUAACUGGUUUAUUGAAACAUGAAACAUUAGCGAUGGUUUUAACUAAAAAAUCACAAUAUUUAGAAAUGUUCAAAAUAAUAUUGACUAGAGCAAGAGAAGUAGGUAUUGUGAAAAGAGAAUUAAAAAGAAUUCAAAAUUCUCGACCAAAAUGUCAAGGAGCUUUAACUGUUUCGCCAGUAGCAAUGGCAAGUGUCUUAAAUGCAUUUAUAAUUCUAAUGGGUAAGAGUGACAUAUUCAAAAUGGAAGUUUCUCAUUUUGAAAAAUUCUUAAUACUUUUUAGUUGGUGUUAUAAUUUCAUUGAUUAUUGCUGGACUAGAAAUUUCUUGGGUUAA
Messenger RNA from Condylostylus longicornis, 1830 nucleotides. It is a transcript of the gene Ir31a, whose product is annotated as ionotropic receptor 75a. Lineage: Eukaryota; Metazoa; Arthropoda; Insecta; Diptera; Dolichopodidae. The transcript has 7 exons. The record is from RefSeq and is a predicted model, not a curated record. The coding region runs from base 1 to 1830 and encodes 609 amino acids.